This is a messenger RNA of Brassica oleracea var. oleracea, 3016 nucleotides long. RefSeq names its product E3 ubiquitin-protein ligase BRE1-like 1. Gene Ontology annotation, cellular component: nucleus; HULC complex. NCBI's taxonomy places the organism in Eukaryota, Viridiplantae, Streptophyta, Magnoliopsida, Brassicales, Brassicaceae. The record is from RefSeq and is a predicted model, not a curated record. Gene Ontology annotation, molecular function: ubiquitin protein ligase activity. The transcript is spliced from 18 exons. The coding region runs from base 331 to 2964 and encodes 877 amino acids.
UCAUCUCUCCUUUGUUUUCUCUCUUUGAGUGCUGUGUGUUCGCGUGUGAGUGCUUUGGCAGCAUCAGUCGAACAAAUGAUCAGACAAGAAGGUCUCUGUGUAAGAGAAAACUAGAGUUUGAGGUUUGAAUUAUAUUCCUUUUCUUUAUUCUUGGGGGGAAGCUGGAGCAAUUGAAUUGUUCUUGGUUUGAAUCAAUUACCCUAGCUUGGUUACUGAAUGAUAUAGAUCGUCUAGGGUUUUCUCAUUAGGUUUGUGUGUUGUGGAGAGUUUCCUCCACUCAAUCUGAUGUGAGAGAAAAGCUUUGUCCUUUCCGAUUAUUAGGGCUUCUGAAUGACGAGCACAGGCGAGCCUGACCGUAAAAAACGUCACUUUAGCUCCGUAUCACCCACGGAGGCUGCAGCCGCCGUUAAGAAACAGCCCUUCUUUUGGCCCUCCUCCGAAGACAAGCUUGAUACUGCAGUCCUUCAGUUCCAAAACUUGAAGCUAUCGCAAAAGCUAGAGGCUCAGCAGGUGGAGUGUUCUAUUCUUGAAGAUAGGCUUUCUCAGAUCAAGGACAAACAGUUGCCGUAUAGUUCCAGUUUGAAGACUGUUCAUAAGUCUUGGGAUAAGCUUACAGAUGCAGUUGAAUCAUGCUCCAUUCGUGUGAGUGGUUCAAGCAGUGGAGCUCAUAGGUCUGUAAACAAUGAGGAUGGGUCUUCUCCGGAUAUUAAAGACGAUUUCAUCAACCGGCUACUUGAAACUGGUGCCACUGAGAGCUCCUCCUCAUCCAAUAUCUGCUCGAAUGGGAUGGAAGAAGGUAGAGGGAAUAAUACAUCAAGUCAGGUGACGCAGGCAUUGCAUAACCUAGUAGCCGCGACUAAUGAUGUAAGGUGUCUGAAGGAUGAACUGUAUCCCACAGUUCUCAGAACCGAUUUGUGUGGUCAGCAGCUAGCGCUGAGUGAGUUGGAAUCAGAAGUUAAAAGUUUCAGAGUGGCUCUAGAUGAUGUACUUGUGAAGUUCAAAUCACUAUCGAGAGAAUUGCAGAGCUAUCGAGAUGCCGAUGCUAGGGUUAGAGCUGACCUUAAACGAAUAAGAGGGGAGGUAGAGGAUGAGGUCGUGGAGCUUCAACAAUGUAAUGGUGACUUGUCAGCACUGAGAGCAGAAAGGGAUGCAACAGCAGGGGCGUUCUUCCCAGUGCUGAGCCCUAGAAAUAAACUUGCUAGUAGCGAUAAGACAAGGGAUAAACAAAGGGAUUUGCAAGACAUGGAAAGGGUUCUGAAAGAGUUAACGGUCCUGGCUUCAAGCAGGCUACAAGAACUAAAAGAUCUUCAUGAGGAGAGGACAAAGAUUCUUGAAAAAGUUAGCAUUUUGCAGAACAAGUCAAAGUCUGUGAGGGGCAUCUCAUCUUCUCAAGACUGCCUUUCUUUGAAAGACCAGCUGAAAAGAUCUAAAGAAGCAGUGUUCAAGUAUAUGGCUUUGCUUGAGAAACUGCAGGUUGAAAAAGAUAGUAUUUUCUGGAAGGAAAGGGAAUUGAACAUAAAAAACGAACUUGUUGAUGUUUCUCGAAGGAUUGCUUCUGUUGCUGAUUCUAGAAUGGCUUCUUUAGACGUGGAGAUACAGAAACAGCAUGAUGAGAAAGCGAGAAUCAAGACUAGAUUGGGAAACAUUUCGAAAGAGCGAGGUAGAAAAGAACUCUUUGCAGAUACGAAGGCGUUAGUGUCUUCGUUCCCAGGGGAAAUGAGUUCCAUGCGAAGUCAGUUAAGCAGUUAUAAAGAGACUGCUGGAGGUAUUCAUUCUCUGCGGGCUGAUGUCCAGUCCCUCUCCGGGGUUCUAUGUAGGAAGGGAAAAGAGUGUGAAGCAUUGCAUCUGAGAUCAGCUGGUUUUGCUUCUCAGUUACGUGACCUGAAUGCUACGGUUCGUGAUUUGAAGAACAGUCACGAGGAGUUACAGUUGUUUACGGACAUGUUUAAACGCGAAUCCACUGAUCCGUGGGACAUAGCUGAAGCCAAGGAACAAGAGUACAGGGCCUGGGCUCAUGUUGAAAGUUUGAAGAGCUCCCUUGAUGAGCAGAAUCUCGAGCUGCGCGUUAAGGCAGCAAACGAAGCUGAGGCAGUAUCACAACAAAUGUUGGCUGCUGCUGAAGCUGAGAUUGCUGAUUUAAGACAGAGAAUGGAUGAUUGCAAACGGGAUGUGGCAAAGCAUUCUGAUGUCUUGAAAUCCAAAAAUGAGGAACAUGGAACAUAUCUAUCUGAAAUACAGACAAUUGGAAGUGCCUACGAGGACAUUGUACCACAAAACCAACAGCUUUUGCUUCAAGUCACUGAGAGGGAUGACUAUAACAUCAAGCUUUUCUUGGAAGGCAUAACUUCAAGGCAGAUGCAAGAUGCUCUGCUAAUCGAUAAAUACAUCAUGGAUAAAGAUAUUCAGCAAGCCAGUGCAUCAGCAAGUUUCCUCUCCAAGAGAUCCUUAAGAAUUGAAGAUCAGAUGAGGCUCUGCACAGAUCAGUAUCAGAGACUAGCGGAAGAUAAAUAUCAGAAGUCAAUCACUCUUGAGAAUCUGCAAAAGAAGCGUGCAGAUGUUGUGAAUGGCUUGGAACAAGCUAGGUCAAAGCUGGAGGAGUCGCAUUCUAGAGUUGAGAAAAGUCGGGUGGACUAUGGAGCAUUGGAACUUGAGCUGGAAACCGAAAGGUUCAAUAGGAGAAGGAUAGAAGAGGACAUGGAAACAGCCAAGAAGAAAGUUUCUCGUCUUAGGUCUCUGAUAGAAGGAUCAUCAGCCACUCAGAAACUCCGUCAAGAGCUCAGUGAAUUCAAAGAGAUUUUGAAGUGUAAGGCCUGCAACGACCGCUCAAAAGAGGUGGUGAUCACGAAGUGCUUCCAUUUGUUUUGCAACCCAUGUGUGCAAAAGAUCAUAGGAACUCGACAGAGGAAGUGUCCAACUUGCUCAGCAAGUUUUGGACCCAAUGAUAUCAAGCCUAUCUACAUAUGAUGAUGAUGAUGCACAUGGAACAAACUUUUUGUGUUUUUGUUUUUGUUUUGUU